AUGCACCUGUCAUCCUUGAUCGUCGUCACCCUUGCCACCAUGACCAGCAUAGCCAUCGCCAAAGGCGGCGGCCCAGCCAAAGUUGCCAUGCCCCCCAGCGACAGCCCAGAGCUCUGCCUCAAGCGCCUCAACACCUACCCGAACCGCUCGCCCAAGCGCAUCGACCUCCUCGGCGGCCGCUGCGUCCAGGGCCGCACCUACAAGGGCAAGUUUGGCCCUUAUAACGGCGACUUUUUCUUCGAGACGUGCUGCACGGACAAGGAUGGCAACUUCGGCGAGCCGACCUUUAUCAACGUGGACGAGUGCAUCGUGUUUGAUCCCGUGAACGGGACUCUCGCCUGGAACAACCAGAACUCGCACGAGAUUCGGGAUCACUGCGGCAUGUGUGAGGUGGAUGGCAUGCUCUUCGCCAAAGACGGGUUUCCUGCUGGUCCGUACUUGAGCUGCGACUGCAAGAAGGACAAUAAUGAGGUGGUCAAGGCCAAGAUCGGAUUGGGAGUGGAUCUUGAUGCAUCCAAGGAGCCCAAGGACGAGCUCUGGGUCACGGAGGCGGGCAAGCUUAGCUGCAAGAAGCAGUGA
This is a messenger RNA of Colletotrichum orchidophilum, 579 nucleotides long. RefSeq lists its product as uncharacterized. NCBI's taxonomy places the organism in Eukaryota, Fungi, Ascomycota, Sordariomycetes, Glomerellales, Glomerellaceae. The coding region runs from base 1 to 579 and encodes 192 amino acids. The record is from RefSeq and is a predicted model, not a curated record. The transcript has a single exon.